Molecule: messenger RNA, 1632 nt
Organism: Aspergillus niger
Lineage: Eukaryota; Fungi; Ascomycota; Eurotiomycetes; Eurotiales; Aspergillaceae
Exons: 3
Biological process (GO): protein phosphorylation
Molecular function (GO): protein kinase activity; ATP binding
Source: RefSeq, a predicted model, not a curated record
ACCCGCCGCGCGCGCGAGGCCGAAAUCGAGCAGAUCAUCGCAGAGGAAAAGAGCAGUCGCAACAAGAUGCCCCGAUACCCCGGCCUCGAACGUUAUACCCUCGUCGAGAAGAUGGGCGAUGGCGCUUUCAGUAACGUCUAUCGUGCCAGGGAUAGCACCGGCGAAUACGGCGACGUGGCCAUCAAAGUCGUUCGGAAGUUUGAAAUGAAUAGUAAUCAGCGUGCCAAUAUCCUGAAAGAGGUCCAGAUUAUGCGACAGUUAGAUCACCCGAAUAUCGUCAAACUGGUCCAGUUCUCCGAGUCGCGCCAAUAUUACUACAUCGUGCUGGAACUCUGCCCUGGUGGCGAAUUGUUCCAUCAGAUUGUGCGAUUGACCUACUUCAGCGAAGACCUCAGUCGCCACGUUAUUCUUCAAGUUGCCAAGGCCAUUGAAUAUCUCCAUGAGACCUCCGGUGUCGUGCAUCGUGACAUAAAACCCGAAAACCUUCUCUUCUACCCCAUCGACUUCAUUCCGAGCAAGGACCCCAAACCUCGUCAGCCUGGAGAUGAGGACAAGGUUGAUGAAGGUGAAUUCAUUCCUGGAAAAGGCGCUGGUGGCAUUGGUGUGAUAAAGAUCGCCGAUUUUGGUCUGUCCAAGGUCAUCUGGGACAGCCAAACUAUGACGCCCUGUGGAACCGUCGGUUACACCGCACCCGAGAUUGUCAAGGAUGAGAGAUACUCGAAGAGUGUUGACAUGUGGGCCCUGGGAUGCGUUCUUUAUACCCUUCUUUGUGGCUUCCCGCCAUUCUAUGAUGAGAGCAUCCAAGUUCUCACUGAGAAGGUCGCGCGUGGCCAAUACACCUUCCUGUCGCCAUGGUGGGACGAUAUCUCCAAGUCGGCGCAGGAUUUGAUCUCCCAUCUGUUGACGGUAGAUCCGGAGAAGCGGUACACCAUCAAGCAAUUUUUGGCGCAUCCCUGGAUUCGUCAGACCGACGAAGCAACCGAAGCAGCUGCAGAUGCUCCGCCUCUGGCAACCCCGCUAUCCACCCGCAAGACACAACAACUGGAUGCUUUCGCAGCGGAUCAAGCACCCUAUGCCCCGGCCAGCGCCCGUCUCAUGGACCCAGCUUCUGCAGGCCUCGAGCGUCCCAUGGACUUCCGCUCCCCUGGGGCGAUCAACCUGCGCGAGGUUUUCGACGUAGGCUAUGCUGUUCACCGGCAGGAAGAGGAAGGCAAGCGGCGCAAGAACUUCCGCCAAGGAUAUCGUGGUGCGAACCCGUCCACGGCAUUCCAGUCGGCGCUUAAUCCAUUGAACGAAGACUACGAUGAGGCCGAAGAGAUCACCUACCAACCCCUCCCUCGGGACGAUUUCCCUCCAGCGAAGAUCCCCAAAGCCUCCCAGCAAGCCGGCGAUGUAGCUGCCAUGGAAGCGAAACUCCGAUCGACGAACCUAGGAGCGCCCAGCCACGCCGCGCAAGCGCGCCAAGCACACCAGCCUCGACAGCAGCAAGGAUAUGGUCAACACAGCGCCAAGGUUGCCGCCGCUGCGAAACAGAGCAUUGCUCGGGGUGCGCGGGAGCCCUUCGAGCUGAGCCUCGACAACGCCACACUAUUAGAGAAGAGAGGUCGACGACAACAGGGCCAGGUUGCUUAA